This is a messenger RNA of Spinacia oleracea (spinach), 6292 nucleotides long. RefSeq names its product DDB1- and CUL4-associated factor homolog 1. The coding region runs from base 85 to 6003 and encodes 1972 amino acids. Lineage: Eukaryota; Viridiplantae; Streptophyta; Magnoliopsida; Caryophyllales; Amaranthaceae. Gene Ontology annotation, molecular function: protein binding. Gene Ontology annotation, cellular component: Cul4-RING E3 ubiquitin ligase complex; nucleus. Gene Ontology annotation, biological process: protein ubiquitination. The record is from RefSeq and is a predicted model, not a curated record. The transcript is spliced from 14 exons.
UCACUGCGACAGACACCUCCCUUCGAAAAUAAUAGGAGAGAGAAACUCACCUAUUUUUCUCUCAGCUCCCCCGACAAAAUCGCUAUGAUGGAGGCGACGACGUCGUCCGUGGAAGAACCUCCGUCUUCGUCGCAAUCACAACCGCAGCCGUCACCGCCACCACCGCCAGAGCAGACAGAGGAUUCUGCUGCCGGCGAAGAGGUGGAGGAUGAUGAUGAAGAGGAUGAGGAGGAUGAUGUUUCGGUUUCCAAAGCUCAGAAGUUUAUGGAAAUAAUUACUUCUUCUCCUGAUAACCCUAAUUUGAAAGCUCUUCAUGCCCUUGCUUCUCUCCUUGAAACUCAGGAAUCCAGGUACAUGGAAGAGGCAGAUCAUUCGUCCUCCAAUCAAACACGGGCUUCACACAGUAUUGGCCGCUUGGGUAAUAUAGUUCGGGAAAAUGAUGAAUUCUUUGAAUUAAUAUCAUCAAAAUAUCUAUCAGAGUCUAGAUACUCAACAUCUAUCCAGGCUGCUUCGGCGAGGGUGCUUCUUAGCUGUUCGGUAACUUGGAUGUAUCCCCAUGUUUUUGAAGAUGCUGUUACGGAAAACAUAAAAAAUUGGGUGCUGGAUGACAGUGCGAGAGAUUCCUGUGGUGAUGGUGGCUUAUGGAAACAGCAAUUUGGUGAGAAAAAGUGCUCAGAUUUUGAUAUGCGCAAGACCUACUCUACAGGCCUACUCGCGUUAGGCUUAACCAGUGGUAGUCAAGUUGUUGAAGAUGUCUUAACUUCUGGUUUGUCGGCUAAGCUGAUGCGUUGUCUUCGAAAUCGGGUCCUGGGUGAGACAAGUAUUAGUCAAAAAGACACAACUCAUGUGCUGGACAGUAAAAGUGCUUCUCUUGGAGGCGGAGGAAGAGGUAGAGAUGAAAGUCGUGCCAGGUUACGACCAUCGCUGGAGGCUGCUUCUCUAGAUGAUUCCAGGAUACAAGAAGAUGGAGGUUCAGCAGAUUUAGUUGGUGAGAGGGACCAUGAUAGAAGCUUUAAUUGGCAGGUGCAUGGAGAAGAACAAUGGAUUAAUGCAGAGCCACCUGAUGGAUUGGCUGAAGAGGUUGACAUUCAUGAUGCAGAUAUUGAUGGAGAGGGUUGUUGGCGUGGGCGGGAUGUGCUUGAUGGGAGGUUGAAAAUUGGGGAAAGAAACGGACCUGGGAGAUCCUUGCAUGAUGAGGAUUAUAAUGAAAGCACAAGAGAUGAUUCUGCCAGACGUAGAGUGAACCGGUGGAUGAGGUCCAGGGGGAAAACCAGGGUUAAUGAAAGUACUAUAGAGCCUGAACAGCCUAUUAUGUCUCCUGGGUCAGGAAGCCGUGGGGGGCAAUUGCGUAGUAGUAGGGAGAGAAGUACAACUAGAAACUUGGAUGGUAAACGAGGGACUGAUAAUAAGAAAAGCUCAGGCAGGACAACUGCUGAAGGCAAGGCAGUGGAUAGAGAAGAUAUUGAUGAAUGCAUCUAUGAGUGCAGAAUAGGCACCAAGGACAUCUCAGAUCUUAUAAAAACUGCUGUUAGAUCUGCUGAAGCUGAAGCAAGAGCUGUCGACGCACCAAUAGAAGCUAUCAAAGUUGCUGGAGAGGCUGCUGCUGAACUUGUGAAAAGUGCUGCAAUGGAUGAGUUCGCAGCUACAAAUAGCGAAGAUGCUGCAUUUUUGGCAGCUUCAAGAGCAGCAUCCACUGUUAUUGAUGCAGGCCAUGCAGCUAACACAGAUGAAGUUUCAAGGAACUCUGACAAUGCCAGUGUGGAUUUACCAAAAGAUGGAGCUGCUGAGCCGGAUCAGAACGAUGAUAUAGAAUUUUUUAUCCCAGAUAGUGAUACACUUGCACAGCAAAUGGAGAAGUAUUGCAUCCAGUGUCUUGUGCUCUUAGGAGAAUAUGUUGAAGUUUUGGGGCCUGUGCUGCAUGAGAAGGGGGUAGAUGUUUCCCUAGCAUUAUUACAGAGAUAUUCCAAAGAAAAAAAGGAAUCAGAAAUUGUCUCUUCCCUGCCUGAAGUGUUGAAGCUGAUAUGUGCUUUAGCUGCUCAUAGAAAAUUCGCUGCAGUGUUUGUGGAUCGGGGUGGCAUCCAAAAGUUGCUUGCUGUACCAAGAGUCCUCCACACUUUCUUUGGCCUUUCUUCUUGCUUGUUUACUAUUGGGUCUCUUCAGGGCAUCAUGGAGCGUGUUUGUGCUCUGCCCUCUGAUGUAAUUCGUAGGCUGGUUGAGUUGGGUCUACAGCUUCUGGAGUGCCCGCAGGAUCAGGCCCGAAAAAAUGCAGCUUUAUUCUUCGCCGCUGCAUUUGUAUUCAGAGCUAUUCUUGAUGUUUUUGAUGCACAGGAUGGUUUGCAGAAAUCACUUGGUCUUUUGCGUGAUGCUGCUUCUGUAAGAUCAGGAGUUAAUUCAGGGACCUUGGGUGCUUCAGCCCCAGGAGCACUUAGAAAUGAUCGAUCAAAUGCUGAUGUACUUACAUCAUCUGAAAAACAGAUAGCUUAUCACACUUGUGUUGCUUUGCGACAGUAUUUUAGAGCACAGCUGUUGUUGCUGGUGGAUACUGUCCGUCCUAAUAAAAGCAAUCGAAGCAUAGCUCGUCAUAUUCCAAGCAUUAGAGCUGGCUAUAAGCCUCUUGACAUAAGCAAUGAAGCCAUGGAUGCAGUUUUUCUUCUGAUACAAAAGGACCGGAAGCUUGGUCCUGCUUUGGUCAGAGCUAGAUGGCCAGCAGUUGAGAGAUUUUUAGCUUGUAAUGGACACGUGACAAUGCUGGAGCUGUGUCAGGCUCCACCUGUUGAGCGUUAUCUGCACGACUUGCUUCAAUAUGCGUUGGGUAUUUUGCAUAUUGUUACAAUAGUACCAUAUGGCCGGAAAUUGAUCGUUACUGCCACUUUAAGCAAUGAUCGUGUUGGGAUAGCUGUCAUUUUGGAUGCUGCUAGUGGGCCUGGCUAUAUAGACCCUGAUAUUAUUCAGCAGGCAUUAAAUGUGUUGAUCAACCUUGUUUGCCCUCCACCAUCAAUCAGCAAUAAAUCGCCUCUCCUUGCACAAAAUCAGCAAUCUAUUUCAGUCCAAACUUCAAAUGUUUCUACAGAGACUAGAGAUAGAAAUACAGAGAGGAGUGUCUCUGAUCGAUCGCAUCCUGUGCCCGGUCAAAAUGAAGCAAGAGAGCGAAAUGGUGAACCCAGUACUGCAGAACGGGGUCUGUCUACGAAUAAUAUCAUGCAAAGCCCAUCUCCAAACAUAGCCUCCGGGUUAGUUGGAGAUCGUAGAAUUUCCUUGGGUGCUGGAGCUGGUUGUGCUGGCCUUGCUGCUCAGUUAGAACAAGGAUAUCGCCAAGCAAGAGAGGCUGUUCGUUCCAAUAAUGGCAUUAAGGUUCUUCUGCAACUCCUUCAAACCCGUGUGGUAUUGCCUCCAGCAACUCUUGAUUGUUUACGUGCACUAGCGUGCCGAGUUUUGCUUGGCUUGGCCAGGGAUGAUACUAUUGCACAUAUAUUGACAAAGCUCCAGGUUGGCAAAAAGUUGUCAGAAGUGAUAAGAGAUUUGGGAAACCAGAACCCUGGAACUGAGCAGAACCGGUGGCAAACAGAGCUUACACAGGCAGCUAUUGAGUUAAUUGCGAUUGUGACGAAUUCAGGCCGCGCAAGUACUUUAGCUGCUACUGAUGCCGCUACCCCUACACUAAGGCGUAUAGAGAGAGCUGCUAUUGCUGCAGCUACCCCUAUUACAUACCAUUCAAGGGAACUCUUGCUGCUUAUGCAUGAACACCUACAGGCUUGUGGUUUAUCCUCUAGUGCUGCUACACUGAUGAAAGAGGCACAGUUGACACCUCUGCCAUCCUUAUCUGCACCAUCAUCUCUUGCUCACCAUGCUUCUGUACAGGAGAUGCCAUCUAUACAGAUUCAGUGGCCAUAUGGCCGGGCUCCUGGUGGAUUUCUCAACAACAGGUUAAAGAUGCUGACCCAGAAUGAGGAACCCCACUUAACAUGUGAUUCGGCUGUCUCUGUAAAGAAGAAGCCUCUAUUUUUUUCAUCUAGCUUCAGUGGCCGAUCAAAGGGUCGGCCUUCAUAUGCGGAGAUGCAAACACCUUUCGUGAGCAAGGCACACAGUAGUUCAAGAAGGGACCUGGGACCUGCAGUUCCAUCAGAAACUCCUGUACCAGCUUUGGAAAUGACUUCUGAUGCUGAUGCUCAUGUGAAAACCCCAAUAGUGUUGCCUAUGAAAAGGAAGCUUACAGAGCUGAAGGAGGUUGUUUUAGCCUCGUCUGCAAAACGGUUGAAUGCCGGUGAUCACGGAUUAAAAUCUCCUGUAUUCCAAACUCCAAAUAGCAUUCGCAGAGGAAGUCUUUUAAACGACUUGUCAGGUGCUGCUACCCCAAAUUCUAGCUUCAAGGAUUUGUAUGGGCGGCAAACACCUUUAGCUGGCCAGGUUGAGAAUUUUGAGGAUGGUCAGUACAAUGAUUCUCCUCUUCCUCCCUCCCAUCCAGGGCUUUUAGGUGAUUUACAACCUGCCAACUCUGAAAGGCUGACCUUAGACUCUAUUGUUGUUCAGUACUUGAAGCAUCAGCAUCGCCAGUGUCCUGCUCCCAUAACUACUCUACCUCCCCUUUCUCUCUUACACCCUCAUGUUUGUCCUGAACAUAGACGAAGCCUUGAUGCUCCAUCGAAUGUGACUGCUCGCCUUUCUACUCGUGAAUUCAGAAGUAUGUAUGGUGGGAUCCAUGGAAGUAGGAAAGAUCGUCAAUUUGUGUACAGCCGGUUCAGGCCAUGGCGAACCUGUAGAGAUGAUGCUGCUGCCCUUCUGACAUGCAUGACAUUUCUUGGUGACUCUUCCCAGAUUGCUUCUGGAAGUCAUUCUGGAGAGCUCAAAAUUUUUGACACCAAUAGUAAUAAUAUUUUGGAAACUUGUACCAGCCAUCAGACUCCUUUAACACUUGUUCAGUCGCAUCCUUCUAAUACGACUCAUCUAGUGCUCUCUUCCAGCUCCCUUGAUGUGAAGUUGUGGGAUGCAUCUUCGAUUUCAGGUGGGCCUAUCCAAACUUUUGAAGGAUGUAAGGCUGCUAGGUUUGGCAACGCUGGGACUUGUUUUGCAGCCUUACCUAGUGAAACAUCUCAACGAGAAAUUCUCUUGUAUGAUGUGGCAACACACCAGUUGGAUCAGAAACUGUCAGAUACAUCUUCUGGUUUUUCUGGUCGAGGUAAUGCAUACUCUAUUUUACACUUUAGUCCUUCAGAUACAAUGUUGCUUUGGAAUGGUGUCUUAUGGGAUCGAAGGGUUUCUGGUCCUGUCCAUCGAUUUGACCAGUUCACAGAUUAUGGUGGUGGCGGCUUUCAUCCUGCCGGAAAUGAGGUUAUUAUAAACUCGGAAGUUUGGGAUCUGCGGAACUUCAGGCUUCUUAGAAGUGUGCCUUCUCUUGACCAAACUGUAAUCACAUUUAACAGUAGUGGGGAUGUCAUUUAUGCCAUAUUGAGGAGGAAUCUUGACGAUAUAAUGUCGUCGGUUCACACUCGUCGUUGCAAACAUCCACUGUUUUCUGCAUUUCGCACAUUGGAUGCUGUGAACUACUCUGAUAUUGCCACCAUCCCCGUGGAUCGGGCUGUUCUAGACUUUGCAGCCGAGCCAACAGAUUCAUUCGUUGGGUUGGUCACUAUGGAUGACCAGGAUGAGAUGUUCUCAUCUGCUAGGGUUUACGAGAUUGGUCGCAGAAGACCUCCCGAUGACGACUCCGAUCCCGAUGAUGUUGAAAGUGAGGAGGAUGAAGAUGACGACGACGAUGAUGAAGAUGAUGUGGAUCUAGAUCCCAUUUUAGGCCCAGAUCUUGACGGAGACGGUGAUAGUGACGGUGAUGAUCACGACGAUACCGGGAGCGAUGAUGAUGAUGAUGAAGAUGAUGGCGACUUCUUGGUAGAUGGUGGCGGUUAUGAUGUAGGGGGUGGGAUUCUCGAGCUUUUGACAGAAGGGGAUGAAGAUGACGAUGAUGACAGCGACAUGAUGGGAUCUUAUAGCAGUGGGGAUGAAUUCAUGUAAUGGUAAAUUGCCUGAUUAGGGUAAGGAGAGUUGUUGGGUUUCAAAGGUCCAUACAGGGUUACCAUUAUCUCAAAUGGAAAAAUAGGGUUUGGUAUUCGGUCUUGUAACUAUAGUUAGUUUAGGACACAUAUAUCGCGUAUCGCCUACCUUCUUCCAAGAGUCAUUAUAGAGAGAGAUAAAGAGAUGGGUAGCUAGCUAUUCUUUUCCUGUUCAGGAUUUUGAUUUCAUUAAUGUCAAGUAGUGUCGUCAAUAAUUUAACUAAUAUGAUUGCUCUUUUGUUGCUUUGUAA